Moneuplotes crassus is the source of this 1200-nucleotide messenger RNA. NCBI's taxonomy places the organism in Eukaryota, Ciliophora, Spirotrichea, Euplotida, Euplotidae. The record is from the annotation of a GenBank genome assembly.
UUUAAAACAUUAUGGAAAUGUCUGAAUCUAUCGACUCAAACUAUGAGCAAGGAAGUACCUUCAAGAGCAAGGAUACGUUACAUGACUCUCAGAAUGAAGGUACUUCCUCUCGGUUCUUAUCCCAGAGCGAGGAAGAAAUCAACUUUAACCACUCAGAUACCUCCCAAGCACUUUCUGAUAAAAAGGGUCAUAAGCAGGGCAGGAAAAGGGUCAUUAAGGAAAAGGAUAAAUCAAAAGACGCUGUUUCUAGUGGAAAAGACUCCACCUCAACUAAGUCUAAGGGAAGAAGGAAGAAGAAGACGGAUCAGUAUAAGAACCAGGUCAUUAGAGACCAAUACGGUGUUUUUGAGUAUGAUAAGGAUCCUGAAGGAUAUAAGAAAGCCAGAAAAAGACAGCAAAACCGAGAAUCUGCCCUCAGAGCGAGAGACAAGAGAGCUAAUAAGAUGGAGACUGUCGAGUCACGCUUACAAAAGAUCGAAGAUAAGUCUAGUAAAAUGGAGAAGGAAAAUAUGGUCUUAAAGGCUGAAAAGCGCCAGCUUCAGGAUCAAGUGCAGAAUUUACUCUCGAUUAUCACCUCUUUUGGGGCUAACAAGCGUUUUAAAACUGGUGAGAAAGAGGAAUUUGUGAGAAAGGAGGAGUCUAAUAUUAUAUCAACCGAUACUCCUGAUGAAGCUAAGAAUGAGCUAGAGCUCGAUUUUGAUGAGAAAGAUAUUGAUGAUUCUCAAUCGUUUACUGAUAAAAACAACUCUCCUGAAGAAACUAUGUUGAAGCUUAUAAGAAAUAAUAAUGAUUCGAUCUUUGCCCAAGAAGAAGGCGGCUUUGGAGAUAUGCUCCAGAAAGGACUGAUGCUGUCUCUGACUAUUGUAAUGUGUAUGGUGAUGUGCCUCACAGGAUACUCUGUGUCUGAGUCAUAUUACAUAGACUCAACUCAGCUAUGAACUACAUGUAGCAACCCAAGAGUACCUUUUGAGUUAAAGCCUAUUGAAUCAAGAGUAAAGAUGAGUCACUUGAAUGAACCUCACUACAUCGACCAGACUCCUGUGUCAGACUGCAAUUUUCUGUUUAAUCUCUGGAUAGGAGUGUUCUGCAUUAUGAUGCUAUUAACAUUCUUGUUCAAGAGACAACAGUAUUUCUUUUAUAAUCUUAUAACUUCUCCUCUGAGAAGGUCAGCCAGAAAGUAAUCGGCUAUUCCUAAUAUAU